Molecule: messenger RNA, 1175 nt
Organism: Mizuhopecten yessoensis (Yesso scallop)
Lineage: Eukaryota; Metazoa; Mollusca; Bivalvia; Pectinida; Pectinidae
Product: putative per-hexamer repeat protein 5
Exons: 3
Coding region: 1-1152 (383 amino acids)
Source: RefSeq, a predicted model, not a curated record
AUGGUGUUCAGUGGUGCUGAUAAAACAACAGAACAUGCUGUCUCCGAGACAGGUGCUGAUAAAACAACAGAACAUGUUGUCUCAAAGACAGGUGCUAACAAAAUAACAAAAUAUACUGUCUUUGAGACAGAUGAUGAUAAAACAACAGAACAUGCUGUCUCUGAGACAGGUGCUGAUAAAACAACAGAAAAUGCUGUCUCUGAGACAGAUGCUGAUAAAACAACAGAACAUGUUGUCUCUGAGACAGAUGCUGAUAAAACAACAGAAAAUGCUGUCUCUGAGACAGGUGCUGAUAAAACAAGAGAAUAUGCUGUCUCUGGGACAGGUGCUAAUAAAACAAGAGAAUAUGCUGUCACUGGGACAGGUGCUAAUAAAACAAGAGAAUAUGCUGUCUCUGGGACAGGUGCUAAUAAAACAAGAGAAUAUGCUGUCUCUGGGACAGGUGCUAAUAAAACAAGAGAAUAUGCUGUCUCUGGGACAGGUGCUAAUAAAACAAGAGAAUAUGCUGUCUCUGGGACAGGUGCUAAUAAAACAAGAGAAUAUGCUGUCUCUGGGACAGGUGCUAAUAGAACAAGAGAAUAUGCUGUCUCUGGGACAGGUGCUAAUAAAACAAGAGAAUAUGCUGUCUCUGGGACAGGUGCUAAUAAAACAAGAGAAUAUGCUGUCUCUGGGACAGGUGCUAAUAAAACAAGAGAAUAUGCUGUCUCUGGGACAGGUGCUAAUAAAACAAGAGAAUAUGCUGUCUCUGGGACAGGUGCUAAUAAAACAAGAGAAUAUGCUGUCUCUGGGACAGGUGCUAAUAAAACAAGAGAAUAUGCUGUCUCUGGGACAGGUGCUAAUAAAACAAGAGAAUAUGCUGUCUCUGGGACAGGUGCUAAUAAAACAAGAGAAUAUGCUGUCUCUGGGACAGGUGCUAAUAAAACAAGAGAAUAUGCUGUCUCUGGGACAGGUGCUAAUAAAACAAGAGAAUAUGCUGUCUCUGGGACAGGUGCUAAUAAAACAAGAGAAUAUGCUGUCUCUGGGACAGGUGCUAAUAAAACAAGAGAAUAUGCUGUCUCUGGGACAGGUGCUAAUAAAACAAGAGAAUAUGCUGUCUCUGGGACAGGUGCUAAUAGAACAAGAGAAUAUGCUGUCUCUGGGACAGGGUGCUGACAGUUUAUCACCAAAUAAUUUGG